AUGGCUGCUCAGGCUGCCCCGGAGCUCGCGAAGCUUGACUUGAACAAGAAUACCGGUUCUGUCGAGGCCAACACCGUCUCAGCUGGUGGUUCAGAAAAAGAAGAUGUUGAGAAUGAAGGAGAUUCCGACGAAGACAGAGAUGAUGAGCAGGCGGGCGGCUCUACCGAAGUAAAUGGAGAGAUUGUGGAGUAUCUAAACGAAAAUUCCUACCGUACCACAAACGAAGAGAAGCGACACCUUGACCGUAUGAACAAUGAUUUCCUCACUGAAUAUCGCCAGGCCGCUGAGAUCCACCGUCAGGUUCGUCAGUAUGCCCAAAAGGAGCUGAUCAAGCCUGGUGCCACCCUUACCGAUAUCGCGGAGGGUAUCGAGGACGGAGUCCGCCACCUGACCGGCCACAUGGGUUUGGAAGAGGGGGACAGUUUGGUUGCCGGAAUGGGCUUCCCUACCGGAUUGAACAUCAAUCACUGUGCCGCUCAUUAUUCUCCCAAUGCCGGGAACAAGGUCGUUCUUCAACACGGUGAUGUCAUGAAGGUUGAUUUUGGCGUCCACAUCAAUGGCAGAAUCGUCGACAGCGCCUUCACCGUUGCAUUUGAUCCUGUUUUUGACCCUUUACUUACCGCUGUCAAGGAGGCAACCAACACUGGAAUCAAGGCAUCUGGUAUCGAUGUCCGCAUGAGUGAUAUCGGCGCAGCGAUCCAGGAAACUAUGGAGAGUUACGAGCUCGAGCUCAAUGGAACCUCCUACCCUAUCAAGGCAAUUCGUAACCUGAAUGGUCACACGAUCGGCCAAUAUGAAAUUCACGGUGGAGUCAAUGGCAAGAGCGUCCCGAUUGUCAAAGGUGGUGACCAGACCAAGAUGGAAGAGGGUGAAACCUAUGCUAUUGAAACCUUUGGCAGUACCGGGAAGGGAUACGUUAGAGAUGAUAUGGAAACCUCACACUACGCUAAAGUUCCAAAUGCUCCAAGCGUGCCUCUUCGAUUGUCUUCUGCAAAGAACUUGUAUAGUCUUAUUAACAAGAACUUUGGCACUCUACCUUUCUGCCGUCGAUACCUCGAUCGUCUCGGACAGGAAAAGUACCUUCUUGGGUUGAACAACUUAGUCUCCUCUGGACUUGUCGAUGCAUACCCUCCACUCUGUGAUGUGAAGGGAUCUUAUACCGCCCAGUUCGAGCAUACUAUCUUGCUCCGACCAAAUGUCAAAGAAGUCAUUAGUCGUGGUGACGACUACUAG
Messenger RNA from Trichophyton rubrum CBS 118892, 1233 nucleotides. Its product is annotated as methionine aminopeptidase, type II. The record is from RefSeq and is a predicted model, not a curated record. The coding region runs from base 1 to 1233 and encodes 410 amino acids. The transcript has 7 exons. NCBI's taxonomy places the organism in Eukaryota, Fungi, Ascomycota, Eurotiomycetes, Onygenales, Arthrodermataceae. Gene Ontology annotation, molecular function: metalloaminopeptidase activity. Gene Ontology annotation, biological process: proteolysis.